Messenger RNA from Ananas comosus (pineapple), 639 nucleotides. RefSeq names its product protein SPIRAL1-like 5. The coding region runs from base 56 to 355 and encodes 99 amino acids. Gene Ontology annotation, biological process: cortical microtubule organization. Gene Ontology annotation, cellular component: cortical microtubule, transverse to long axis. The record is from RefSeq and is a predicted model, not a curated record. Lineage: Eukaryota; Viridiplantae; Streptophyta; Magnoliopsida; Poales; Bromeliaceae. The transcript has 2 exons.
AUGGUUAGCAAAUAUAUUGAGUAUCAUAUAACUAUCCACUGCCAAAAGAAACAAAAUGAGUAGAGGUGGGAGCUCUAGGGGUGGCCAAAGUUCUCUUGGUUACCUCUUUGAACAAGAUGAGAACAAUCCAAGCUCAAUCAAGCCCACCACCAAGCCUCAGAAGCCACAGCUUAUUGAGGAUGCUAAGAACAAACCGGCAAAAGAAGCUACUGCACCAACCAAGCCCAUUUCCAACAACUACCAAAGAGCCCAAGGCCAAAACUCUGGAAACUUCAUUACUGGUCGUUCAUCCACUAAGGUUCUCUCCGUUCCCGGAGGUUGCUCAUCUCUUGGCUACUUGUUUGGAGAUAAAUGAAAGCGCUUUGUACUUCUCCAGCUCGCGUGCUUAUAUAAAUGAUCAGUGACUUAAAAUAAGGGCAUAAUGAUCCCACUCUUAAGUGGAUUCUUAGGUACUUAGAUAUGCCCCUUGAUUGAUUUUUAAGUUAUAAGUGUGUGCCAGGAUUGUGAUCUGAUGUUCUAUAUCUUCGUUGAGUUGUGCUUGUAUUUUAUUCUCUGUUUCUCUUUUGAGUGCUUUGUGUAUUAUUUAUGUAAAUGGUGGGACUUGGUUUGCUAAUAUAUUAAUACGGUACCUAACUAGCA